AUGGCGCCUAGAAGUCCCCUUCCUCUUUCUGCUGAAUGGCGGGAUCCCGACGAAUAUGUCCAGGCACUUCUUUCCUUUGCGACUGAGUCGGUCAUGUUCAUCAACCUUUGCGGUGGGGUGCAUAUUCUCGAUUUUUUGACGCGCGAACCCGAUCUAUAUGCGACACUACUGCCAGAGGAUUGGAGAGCAUUCUUUGGUCAACAUGAUAUCCAUAGCAUCUUGCAAUUGCUCCUACGAGAAGAUAUCAGCCCACUUUGCGAAAGCGCAGAAACGAACAACAGAACCUGGAACGGCGGCGCAUUCCCACCUGCAAGCCUCCUCGAAUACAUUCGCAAUGUCCGCCGUCUCAGUCUCCUCCGUGAUUUUACUCCAGACCCGAAGAACAACGAACGCCUCCCGAGGCAUGUUGCAGUUGGGAUGAACAAGAAAAAGACUCAUGAGGUCGAGCAAUUCUCCCGUUACGUCGCCUCUUUGUCGGAUACCGUGAAUGAGCGUCGUGGGGAACCGCUGUCUCACAUUGUGGAUUUUGGAUCUGGGCAAAACUAUCUGGGGCGCACGCUGGCUAGCGCGCCGUAUCAUAAGCACAUCAUUGCCAUUGAGCGUAAGCACCAGUAUAUCAGUGGUGCUAACCGUAUGGAUGUCCAUGCUCGGCUCGCCAAGCAAGAAAAGAAGAAGACCAUGUACAUCAAGAAGCAGAGGAAGAAGUGCAUCGACUGUACCGACCCUCCGGAGCUGGGAGAGAAGGUCGACCUUCCUAAAACAGAAAUGGAGAAUCCGACUGAGGAUGUGCCAGAGAAGCCAACUGAGGAUGAUGAUAAUGAAAACACCGUCGUGCUGAGCGAGAUGAGCUUAGAGCCCGAUGAUGUCGUCGUUCCUUUCGAGAAGCCGCGGCCUCAUAUUCCAAAACCCCCACCAGAGAUUGACACCCGCGGACACGUCAGCUACAUUGAGCACGAAAUUCAAGAUGGCUACCUCGAACCCAUCAUCGACCAUGUCGUCGACCCAAAGACACCAGCCGAGAAUGGAACCGAGGCAGAAGUCACCCAACCCGAAAAGGAACCAAGCGACGCCCGAGUCAUGGUGGUCUCCCUACACUCAUGCGGAAACCUCGUCCACCACGGCGUCCGCUCCCUAGUCCUCAACCCGUCUGUAGUAGCAAUCGCCAUGAUAGGCUGCUGCUACAACCUCCUCACCGAGCGCCUAGGACCAGCAACCUACAAACUCCCCAACCUACGACCCCUCCACCCCCGCCUCAAACAAACAGGCGGCUCCUAUGACCCCCACGGCUUCCCCAUGUCGAAGCUCUACGAAGACUACGAAUCCGACACAAUCAAAGGAAUGAAACUAAACAUCACUGCCCGCUCAAUGGGCGUCCAAGCCCCCUACAACUGGGGCUACGCAGACAGCGAAGGCUUCUUCACGCGCCACUUCUACCGCGCCCUCCUGCAACGCGUCCUCGUCGACCGCGGCGUCGUCCCAAAACCAGAUAUCCCUCAAGACCUGUACAAUGACGACGAGUCUCAAAUCGCCCUAAUCGUCGGCUCACUCCGCAAAGCAGCCUUCGAAUCAUUUACUGCAUAUGUCCGCGCUGCAACGGUCAAGCUAAGCCGGGAUCCGACUCGUGGCGAGCUGGUUAAGGAGCGGAUUAGUAUUAUGUCUGAUGAGGAAUUGGAGCGCUAUGAAGUGGAGUAUCUGCAUACCCGCAAGAACCUGAGUGUGGUGUGGAGUCUUAUGGCGUUUAGUGCGCAGGUUGUGGAGGCUGUUAUUGUUGUUGAUCGUUGGCAGUUCUUGCGGGAACAUGAUUCUGUUAAGGAGUGUUGGGUUGAGCCUGUUUUUGAGUAUGGGGAGAGUCCUAGGAAUUUGGCAGUUAUUGGUAUCAAAAAGUGA
Molecule: messenger RNA, 1887 nt
Organism: Penicillium canescens
Lineage: Eukaryota; Fungi; Ascomycota; Eurotiomycetes; Eurotiales; Aspergillaceae
Exons: 1
Coding region: 1-1887 (628 amino acids)
Source: RefSeq, a predicted model, not a curated record